GCGGCGGCGGCGGCUCCUCUUUGCAGAGGGGGAAAACUCCGAGGGAUAAGAGCAGGAAUAAUGCGGUAGGCAAGGCGGGCUGCUCGCUCCCGGCUCCCGGCUCCGGCAGCAGCGGCGGCAGCCCGAGCAGCGGCAGCAGCGGCGGCAGCACCCCCAGCAGCUGACAGCCCCGCCGGCAGGCUCCCUCGCUGACCGCCGACUGUCAAUGGAGCUGGAAAACAUCGUGGCCAACACGGUCUUGCUGAAAGCCAGGGAAGGGGGUGGAGGAAAGCGCAAGGGGAAAAGCAAGAAGUGGAAGGAAAUCCUGAAGUUUCCUCACAUUAGCCAGUGCGAAGACCUCCGAAGGACCAUAGACAGAGAUUACUGCAGUUUAUGUGACAAGCAGCCAAUUGGGAGACUGCUUUUCCGGCAGUUCUGCGAAACCAGACCUGGGCUGGAGUGUUACAUUCAGUUCCUGGACUCAGUGGCAGAAUAUGAAGUUACUCCAGAUGAAAAACUGGGGGAAAAAGGGAAGGAAGUUAUGACCAAGUACCUCACUCCAAAGUCCCCAGUUUUCAUUGCCCAGGUUGGCCGGGACCUGGUCUCCCAGACAGAGGAGAAGCUCCUACAGAGGCCCUCCAAGGAACUCUUCUCUGCCUGCGCACAGUCUGUCCACGACUACCUGAAGGGGGAGCCCUUCCAUGAGUAUCUGGACAGCAUGUACUUUGAUCGCUUUCUGCAGUGGAAGUGGUUGGAAAGGCAACCGGUAACCAAAAACACCUUCAGGCAGUACCGAGUACUAGGCAAAGGGGGCUUUGGGGAGGUCUGUGCCUGCCAGGUUCGGGCCACGGGGAAAAUGUAUGCCUGCAAGCGCUUGGAGAAGAAGAGGAUCAAGAAAAGGAAAGGGGAGUCCAUGGCGCUCAACGAGAAGCAGAUCCUAGAGAAGGUCAACAGCCGCUUCGUGGUCAACCUGGCCUAUGCCUACGAGACCAAGGACGCGCUGUGCUUGGUCCUGACCAUCAUGAACGGGGGUGACCUCAAGUUCCACAUCUACAACAUGGGUAACCCUGGCUUCGAGGAGGAGCGGGCCUUGUUUUACGCGGCAGAGAUCCUCUGUGGCUUGGAAGACCUCCACCGGGAGAACACGGUGUACAGAGAUUUGAAACCUGAAAAUAUCCUGCUCGAUGAUUAUGGCCACAUCCGGAUCUCGGACCUGGGUCUGGCUGUGAAGAUCCCUGAGGGAGACCUGAUCCGUGGCCGCGUGGGCACCGUCGGCUACAUGGCUCCAGAGGUCCUGAACAACCGGAGAUACGGCCUGAGCCCUGACUACUGGGGUCUGGGCUGCCUCAUCUACGAGAUGAUCGAGGGCCAGUCACCAUUCCGGGGCCGCAAAGAGAAGGUGAAGCGGGAGGAAGUGGACCGCCGGGUCCUGGAGACAGAGGAGGUGUACUCCCAAAAGUUCUCGGAGGAGGCCAAGUCCAUCUGCAAAAUGCUGCUCACCAAGGAUGCAAAGCAGAGAUUGGGCUGCCAGGAGGAGGGGGCUUCGGAGGUCAAGAGACACCCCUUCUUCAGGAACAUGAAUUUCAAGCGCUUAGAAGCCGGGAUGUUGGACCCUCCCUUCAUCCCAGACCCCCGCGCCGUGUACUGCAAGGACGUGCUGGACAUCGAGCAGUUCUCCACCGUGAAAGGCGUCAACCUGGACCACACGGACGAUGACUUCUACUCCAAGUUCUCCACGGGCUCCGUGCCCAUCCCAUGGCAGAGCGAGAUGAUAGAAACUGAGUGCUUUAAGGAGUUGAACGUGUUCGGACCCAACGGUACCCUCUCAGCGGACCUGAACAGAAGCCACCCUCCAGAGCCGCCGAAGAAAGGGCUGCUCCAGAGAAUCUUCAAGCGUCAGCAUCAAAACAAUUCCAAGAGUUCACCCAAUCCCAAGACCAGUUUUAACCACCACAUAAAUUCAAACCAUGUCAGUUCAAACUCCACCGGAAGCAGCUAGUUGGAGCUCUGGCCUUGAAGUCCACGAUGGGACCAGCCUAGACCCUUGUCCUUAGAAGCAGAACUGGUGGACGGGGGGAGCUCUCCAGGAGCCGGGGAAGGAGGCCGCCCACCUCCUCGACGCAGAGCCUCCAGGUUUCUCAAAGAGAUUUCCACUCAGGUCUGUCUCCAGAGGUGGCCCUCAAGCCGACGUGGAACAUUGCAAUAGAAAUCCAGCCGGAUACGACAACUUGCACGUAGUUCGAUAGCGUCAUACCUAGAACUGAAUUUUGUCUUUAUUAUUUUUAAAGAAAAGUUUUGUAAAUUUCUCUAUCGUCUCAGUUUACAUUUUGUAUAUUUGUAUUUAAAUGAAAGUCAGACUCGGAGGGUGUAUAUUUUCUGUGCAGCCACUGUUAAGCCAUGUGUUUUAAGACAUUUUAGAGUGGGCAGGGUGGGGGGCGGGGAGGGGUUACCAAAAAAAAAAUGUGACUCAAGACUUCCAGAGCCUCAAAUGAGAAAAUGUUUUUAUUAAAUGUAGAAAAUGAUGCACAUUCCACCUUUAAA
This is a messenger RNA of Neogale vison (American mink), 2520 nucleotides long. RefSeq names its product G protein-coupled receptor kinase 5 (gene GRK5). NCBI's taxonomy places the organism in Eukaryota, Metazoa, Chordata, Mammalia, Carnivora, Mustelidae. The record is from RefSeq and is a predicted model, not a curated record. The transcript is spliced from 16 exons. Gene Ontology annotation, molecular function: ATP binding; G protein-coupled receptor kinase activity. Gene Ontology annotation, biological process: regulation of signal transduction; signal transduction; protein phosphorylation. The coding region runs from base 206 to 1978 and encodes 590 amino acids. Gene Ontology annotation, cellular component: cytoplasm.